AUGGCAAUGAUUAUGGUAAAAAGCGAAGAAACCCUCGGAAAAAGGUGCAUGCAUGAAGAAGUAGAAGGCGGAGCUUACAAAGCGAUUAGGUGCGUUAAGCGUAGAAGAAGAGAUACGAAAGAUCGAAAAGAGAUACAGCAAAACGAAAGUGGGCCCGCAAAUGUUUCUUCGGGUAUUAAGACGACAACCGUGAAGAGAAGUUCGAGGUUUCGUGGUGUGAGUAAGCAUAGAUGGACCGGUCGAUACGAAGCUCAUUUGUGGGACAAACUCUCUUGGAAUGUCACUCAGAAGAAAAAGGGUAAACAAGUUUAUCUUGGAGCCUAUGAUGAAGAGGAAGCUGCAGCAAGAGCUUAUGAUUUAGCUGCACUAAAAUAUUGGGGGGCAUCGACUUUUACCAAUUUUCCGGUAAUUUUCUUUUCUUACAUAUCUGAUUACGAGAAAGAAAUCGAAAUCAUGCAGAAUCUCACAAAAGAAGAGUACUUAGCCUCAUUGAGAAGAAAGAGCAGUGGCUUUUCAAGAGGGGUGUCAAAGUACAGAGGAGUUGCUAGACAUCACCACAAUGGAAGAUGGGAGGCAAGAAUAGGCAGAGUUUUUGGCAACAAGUACCUCUACCUUGGCACUUACAGUACUCAAGAAGAGGCUGCUCGAGCAUACGAUAUUGCCGCAAUCGAAUACCGAGGAAUUAAUGCAGUCACUAACUUCGACUUGAGCAGCUACAUCCAAUGGUUGAAGCCCCAAGCAAACAACUCAUCCUCCCCCACUGAAGAAGAAACAAAGCCGUUAUUCACACAAUCGCGGGGGGCAUUUUCGUCUUUUCACACUGACGACAAAUUACACGGCGGGAGAAAAAUCUCGUCUAGCUCGUACGGAAAGCCUUCAUCUCCUACGGCUUUAGGGCUUCUACUUCGAUCUUCGGUUUUCAAAGAGCUCGUCGAAAAGAACUCGAAUUUGUCCGAAGAAGAAAGUAGUGACGACGACGAGAACAAUAUGAAGAUCAAUAAGCAAAGUGAAGUUAGUAGUAAAGACGAAUACGAUGAUCUGUUCUGUGAUAUUCCGUUCGAGUUUCAACGGCAAUUUCAUUACGAUUACGAUUAUUCGGAAAUGAUUGGGGCUGAUACAGUAGGCAUUGCUCCUAUAUGGUAA
Molecule: messenger RNA, 1143 nt
Organism: Erythranthe guttata (spotted monkey flower)
Lineage: Eukaryota; Viridiplantae; Streptophyta; Magnoliopsida; Lamiales; Phrymaceae
Source: RefSeq, a predicted model, not a curated record